CUUUGUUAAGUCUGUAGGGGAAAUGCUGUAGAAGUCCAAGGGAAAGCCAAAUGGUAAAAAGCCAGCACCAGAGGAGAAGAAACUUUACCUAGAGCCAGAAUACACAAAAUCCAGAAUUACUGACUUCGAAUUUAAGGAGCUAGUGAUGUUACCACGAGAAAUAGACCUCAAUGAGUGGCUAGCCAGCAACACAACAACUUUCUUUCAUCACAUCAACUUACAGUACAGUACCAUCUCGGAAUUCUGUACAGGAGAGUCGUGUCAGACCAUGGCAGUGUGCAAUACACAGUACUACUGGUAUGAUGAGCGGGGAAAGAAGAUCAAGUGCACUGCUCCUCAGUACGUAGACUUCGUCAUGAGCUCCGUGCAGAAACUAGUGACGGAUGAGGACGUCUUUCCAACAAAAUACGGCAAGGAAUUCCCAAACUCAUUUGAAUCCCUAGUGAAGAAGAUCUGCAAGUACCUGUUCCAUGUGCUGGCCCAUAUCUACUCCUCACACUUUAAGGAGACUUUGGCACUGGAGCUGCACGGACAUUUAAACACGCUCUACACACACUUUAUCCUAUUCAUCAGGGAGUUCAACCUCGUGGACCCUAAAGAGACCACCAUCAUGGACGACCUCACAGAGGUCCUCUGCAGCAGCAGUGGGAGCAGCAGUAACGGGAGUGGCAACGGGAGCGGUAACGGCGCGGGAGCACAGAACCACGUGAAAGAGAGAUGAGCCCUCCCCCCGGGUCAGAACGAACACUCACAACAACCUUCUAUAUUCCGUGUGUCCAUGU
This is a messenger RNA of Eurypyga helias (sunbittern), 782 nucleotides long. RefSeq names its product MOB kinase activator 2 (gene MOB2). Gene Ontology annotation, biological process: signal transduction; positive regulation of protein phosphorylation. Gene Ontology annotation, cellular component: nucleus; cytoplasm. The record is from RefSeq and is a predicted model, not a curated record. Gene Ontology annotation, molecular function: protein kinase activator activity. The transcript has 5 exons. Lineage: Eukaryota; Metazoa; Chordata; Aves; Eurypygiformes; Eurypygidae. The annotation marks the transcript as partial.